Molecule: messenger RNA, 3378 nt
Organism: Penicillium brasilianum
Lineage: Eukaryota; Fungi; Ascomycota; Eurotiomycetes; Eurotiales; Aspergillaceae
Source: the annotation of a GenBank genome assembly
CCCCUAGAAACCUCCCACCCCCCUCGGCUUUUCCCCUCCUUUGUGUGCAUCGCAUCAACUCCUCGUCGCCUCGGAAAUGCCGCAUCUUGUCUGGAUGCAACCCUUGGAGCCGUUAUGCUCUCGGAGACUGAGACUGACCAUGCGGAUGCGGGCGAUCUCACAGCCGACGUAACUUCCCCCACAAGAGGCUCGGUGGAUCGCGAGCAACGCCCAAACCAUCAUGCCAGUGGAGACCAACGGGAACAGGGUGCAAGCGCUGGCCAAGUUCAAUGUGCGGUCUGUAGCAGCACUUUUCGACGUCCGGAACAUUUAAAGCGCCAUUUGCGCAGUCACACAAAGGAGAAACCGUUCGAAUGCGGGCAGUGUGGUCGUCAUUUUUCCAGAACCGACACCCUCCAUCGGCAUGAGUUGAGUCACCAUACCCCGGGGGGUGAGGGAGGUAGAGACCGCCCGCAUCGCAUCACCGUCAAGACUUUUAGGGCUUGUUUUAGCUGUGCAACAGCCCGAGUUCGAUGUAGUGGGGGCAUGCCGUGCGGGCGCUGCGAUACUCGCUCGCUUGAAUGCCAAUAUCCGACGGAAAGACGGUCUAAAGCAAGACUCCGCAAUGGAAGCUUGAAAGGGCCGUCAACUCUGGAGAUGCUGGAAGUAGACACCCAGUCGCCUCAAAUCUCGUCGCCUCGACGGAGUGGGAAUACUGCGGCUCCUCCCCAUAUGAACAAUGAUAUCCCCCCCCACCAACUCGGGCAAUUCUCGAUCAAUGGAAUGAGCGAUACUCCGGCAUCACCCAAGACAUCAAUACACCCAUUUCCAAGCCCCGCAGUCCAUACCUUGGGGGAAAAAUCAUCAGAUGGGCAGGGUUCUGUGGCAGGCCCUUCCAAUUCUCAAUUCUAUACGCGAUCUGACAACACCGCUGCCGACGCCACUACCUUACCACCGGGCGUGUAUUCUAGCGGAGAGUACGAUCCAGGAUAUGGCGAGCUUCAAACUCCUGGAAUGCUUCCUAGGGGCACCACAACCAACAUCGUACCCGGAUUGAGGGAGGUUGAUGCUGGUAUGACUGGCCCGGGAGUUGACAUGGACAUAGACAUAACAGGACACUCGGAGAUGGGAUUGGGGUUUGACCCCUCAAUAUUUGAUCAGUCAAUGAUAUCUACGAUCAAUUGGCUACCAAACGAGUUCUUCGCCGGCCCAUCAAGCGACCAACCUCAGACCUCGAGGGCUCCACAGCAAUUCACCCCAGGCGCCUUCCCCGAGAGCUCCGCGGCGCGAUUCGCAUGGCAGCCUUCAGUCAUCAACGCUGACAACAUAAGCUCCUCGGUCCCUGAGAAUAAUACUCAUACUCCUUCCGAACCUCUUUCGCUUGGAACCGAUAUGGGAAGUCCUCGGCGAUACUCUCAUGUCGGCAACGAGUCAUCACCGCACGCCGAAUCGGUUGAUUCUGGAAAGCGCUCAGCAGAUUUCUAUGUCGAUGGUGGUGGUGCCAGGCUUCCCAGAUACAGGAAAAAUCGAACUCCCUGGUCUAGACCUGCAACAGACUUACCAACUACUACUGGGCAAACAUUUCGCGAGAAUAGCCCUCGUCGAUUGGGCUUUCCUGGUGUGCAAGAAGUUCAGAUGGAAAAUAUUUCAGGAGAAGUGCUGCAUUCUAUUCGACCCAUCGAAGCCACGACUCACGGCGAAAUCUAUCACAAUUUCCUUUCACUCUGCCGAAAUGACAAUCCGUUCUUUGAGAUGUUCGAGACAGAGAACUUCCCAAGACCAGAAGCAUGCACCCGAUACCUUGCCUGCUAUUUUGACAAAUUCCAGGCUGUGUAUCCCAUCUUUCAUAUUCCCACGUUUAAUGUGAAUCAGUGCCACUGGAUCUUGGCACUGGCUAUCAUAGCAAUUGGGUGUCACAGCUCCAGUAUUCAUGAUGCCGAUCAAUCCACAGCCGCCUUUCACGAGAUGCUCCGACGGGCCAUUCACGUUGAGCGUCAUGCUGGACCUCUUCCCCUAGACUUACUCCAAGCUUUACUCCUCAACUGCAUUGGACUGUUUCACAGCGGCCUCGAAAAAGAUAAGCUAUCCGCCUUGAGCGCUUUCAGAGAACUUGUGAGCCUCGUGGAAGAUAAGAAGCUGCUGGCUGCCUCGAAACCAUUGAAGGAGUCGAACAGGAUCUCGGGAGAAGUUUUGUGGCAGAAAUGGAUUGAUGAUGAAACUCGGAAACGAACCGGCUACUGUGUUUGGCUCGUGGAUUGCACGCUUGCUUAUUAUCUCGACGAGCGACCGCUCUUAUCCUUGGAUGACGGACAAGCCGCGUUGCCCGCCCAUGAGAAACUUUGGCAGUUGAAGUCGAUGGAGGAUUGGAAGCAGCUCUGGGAUCAAUCUAGCGGUAUUUUCCCUCCAAGCUCUACCAUUGAUCUAGGUCAAUUACCAACAGCAACAGUGAACGAAUCACUCUAUGACUCUGUGCAUAUCCUGUACAUCGAGAAGAGACUUGUCUCCGGCAUUGGCGAAUUCAGUCACAUCCUUCUCAUUCACGCCCUGUAUCAUCGAAUGUGGGAAGUGGGUGAUUACUUCCGUCGACCUCUAUCAUUCUGGAAUCCAACCGCGAAAAAGCAGGCUCGGGAGACUGCAAUCCCCACGGGGUCCGUUUGGCUCCCUGGAAUCCCAUCAUAUUCCAAGUGGCGCAACAGCGCCUGCGAUUGCUUAGACAUCCUCCACUGGACCGCAAAUAGCACCAUAGCGAAAGCUGCCGGGCUGGAACACCCUACAGUUCUGCAUCUCCAUGCUGCGCGUCUCGUGUUACUGGCACCCUUCCGGGAGAUUCGCUGGCUCGCGACGUCUCUCGUGACGGACAAGCUACGAUGGAGCAAAAGAAACCAAGCUAUUGAAUGGCAGUACAUCUGGCGCUGGAUCAAACAUGAUCAAUAUAAAGCUCGGCUGUCGAUUAUCCAUGCUGGAGUGGCCCUCUGGCACGUCAAAAGGUAUUCCACGAAUGCAUUUCAUGAACCGAUUGCUGCAUUCCUUGCAAUUCUAACGCUUUGGGCCUAUGGGUCCUGUCACGCUCACGAGCCCCCGGACCCAAGUCCACACACUCAAGCAUCUCGCAAUGAGCCCCUGCAGGAGCCAAGAUUUAUCCAUUUAGAUCGACCGUGUGACGAUGAGCUAGUGCAGCUCUUCGUUCGUGACGGCCACUCUAUGAGGGGUAAUGUGACAGGCGUGGGAGAUAUAUGCGCGUCCGAGGGCCCCGAGAGAAUUCUUCGAGUUGGUUGUGAGAUUCUCUCUGGUCUGAGUGCGUGGGGUCAGUCAAAGAGAUAUAUCUCCAUCCUGACUCGCUUGGCUGAUCUUCUGCCAGAAGGGGAGCAGAGCCGCAUUGGCAACGCGGACGGGUGCUGA